Molecule: messenger RNA, 2568 nt
Organism: Nicotiana attenuata
Lineage: Eukaryota; Viridiplantae; Streptophyta; Magnoliopsida; Solanales; Solanaceae
Product: ninja-family protein AFP1-like
Exons: 2
Coding region: 638-1690 (350 amino acids)
Biological process (GO): signal transduction; negative regulation of DNA-templated transcription
Cellular component (GO): nucleus
Source: RefSeq, a predicted model, not a curated record
GUCAAACAAAGGACCUUGUGUUAUUAAUUUGAUGUACUCCUAGUGAUUAAGUUUUGUGCGUUGAGAUUAGUUGCUCAUUCACGCCCCGUCAUACAGAAAUUCCUAAUGACCUAACUGAUAGCUGACAUGUACUUUCGAACUGGCCCCACCACGCGUCAAGUUCACCAGUUUUUUCAAAAAGGGCCCACCAGAACAUAAACAACGUGCGUCGUUAUUCGCCACGUAUAAAAAUUAACCACUCAUUCCUAGGAUACACCAAAAUCUUUUCACCCACUUGGUCGAACUAUUCAAUGGCCCUUCUGCUCAGUUCUGACACGUGUCGCGAAACUAGAACCUCAUUGCACGUGCCACAGUUCAAAGCCACGUGGCAGAUAAAGAGCAUGCAGGUCUUGAGGUGGUGGAUUAACGCUUUUGCUUUAUUAAACGCUUUGGACUAAUUAAUCUUACGUGUCAUGAAACUCUCAUUUCAUCGUCUCUUUUCAUGCCACGUGGCUUUCUCCCCGGCCUUUUCUCUGUGACGCUACAUUUACUGCUUAAAUAGUUCUGUUGUUUUAUCUUCUUUACAUCUUUGUUCCGAAAAAUAAAAGCUUUUACAAGAAAUCAAUUAGCUGAACGUUUUAUGAAGUUUUAAUUAUACAUGUUUACUGUGUUAAUGGCGAAGAAUUGUAAAAUGUUGGAGCUUUUUAAGGAAGAUGAUAAUGGCAUUGAACUGAGUUUAGGGUUAUCCAUUGGAGGAAGUUAUAGCACAAAGAAAUCAGAUGAUAAGAUUUUAAUAGAGUGCCAAAGGUCACAAAAGAGGGCAAUACAUAGAGAAAUGAUGGAGAAUGAGGAACAAAUUUCAGCGCAAAAAGUUCGUAGAAAAGGGGAAAUUGGUACUUUAAGCAAUGAAUGUGGUACCUAUGAAGCUGCAAAAAGCUUGAAUCUUUCUUUGAAUCAAGAUUCAAAUGUAAAUAAUCAGAAUAUUGAAGUUCCAUUUUGGGCUCAGAAUGCUGGGAAAAGGGAAUUAAUGAAGAAAAAUGUGCUACAGGGUGAUGAUUGUCGAGGUUUUAGGCGUUAUAAUGAGAAUAGGGAUGGGAAUUUGAGUUAUAAACAAUGUAGAAGUAGUGAAUCUGAGGAAAAUUUCUCAGGCAAAAGUAAUCUUAAGAAUUGCAAAGUUAUGUCGAGUGGUUCACCGGAAAGAUGUUCCUCAACAAUUUCAGAAUGCCAAAGUUCAUAUCCUAAAGGUAGAAGCAGUAGUGAUAAUGCACAAGGAAUACAGCCUAGUACUUCAGGGAGAAAGCAUAAUACACAGUUUGAACAACAUACAACUAAUGUCAUUCCUAUCAAAGAGGAACAGAACCAAAAUGCAGAGAAGAGAAUGCAAUUUGAUGCUAAAGUAGGUCCCAAUUCCACAAACCAAGCAAAUGUAAGUCCAUUUUCUUCUCAUUUGAAGCAGAUUCCAAAUUCUGAAAUCAAGAAUUGUGGCAUUUCAUUGCUUUCUCGAAUGCCGUGUGUGUCAACCACUGGUAAUGGUCCAAAUGGGAAGACUAUAAGGGGAUUGUUAUACAGGUAUAAUAAUACAACGGAGAUUAACAUUAUCUGUGUUUGCCAUGGAAAAUCAUUUACUCCUUCUGAAUUUAUUGAGCAUGCUGGUGGAGUUGAUGUAUCACAUCCUUUGAGACAUAUCACUGUAAUCCCCCCUUGUUCUUGAUCGAAGAUCCUGAACCUCUGUGCCUUUCUCUUUACUUUUUUUAUCAAGUCGGGACGGAUUUAAAUGAAGCGACAUAGACCUGAAUAUCCAUACUUGCUUGGCUUGAGUUGUAGUUAUGUUUAUUGGCUCGCUUGAGUUGUGCGGAAAUAGCUUCUUUACCUUCACAAGGCAGAGGUGAGGUUUGCAUUUUUUGCUUGGUCUGCGGCAUGGAAACAUUAUUGUGUGACAACAAACUAGAGAAAUUUCACAAGUGGAGUCUGGGGAGGAGGGUAGGAUAGCAUGCAGCCUUAUAGCAUGCAGCCUUAUCCCUACGCUCGCAGGGUAGAGACCGUUUUCGAUAGACUUUCGGAUAAAGAAGAUGAAAAAGCGUUGUGUUAUACUACUAGUGGUGUGUGUCAUUGUCAUAAACUUAAGGAGCUUUUUUUCCCAGCUCAAUGCGUGCCAAAGAACAAACGCUUUUAUCAACAGAAAGUAAUAUUCUCAUUAUCUCAUUGGUAGAACCUGCUGCAUAGGGCUAGUUCCUUGUAAUCUUAGCAGCAGAUAGCAAUGUUCUCAUUGUACCAUUUGUUAUAUGGGCUAUGGAUAUUUUUCUGUGUUGUAAAUGUGUUUAUCACGUGACUGACUUUGAAACUGAACGCUCUCUUCUAUCCCUGCUGACCCCAUGAAGGGAUUAUAAUAAGAGUAUAUGUUAUUACGGUACACAAUUUCCCUAGAGUUUACGUGAUAUUUUCCGCACUUGAGUUUAACAUCUAACGUAAAUAUGUGUAAAGGAGACAUUGUUUUGUACUCAGUGAUUCAUUGUAAAUAUUUUGUACGAGCAAGUUUUUACGAGUGUACUAUUUUGUUUAACUAGAAAUGUAGAAUAAAAGUUUAUAAAA